AGGAAGCAACAGGUGGGCUCCAAGGCACAGAGCAGCAGAGUGCAGGAGACUCUCAGGCGGACCGUCAGCCCUCAUGGGAGCAGCUGGACUUUACCAAACCUCACAGGAUCACAUGUAGGACACUGAGGCUGCCGCACGGAAGCACUCGUUGGACGGUUUGCUGCAGAUGUCCAGCUCUGAGCUGCAGGACGCGAUGAGACGCCUGGGCUCCAACUCGGAGGAUCGUUCUCGCCUCACUGCUGCCCUCUCCUGUCUGAAGAGUGCCGAUGAAACAGGGUGCAACCAAAGUGAUGCCUUCUCUCCGGUUAGCAAGCCGGUCCCACAACCUACUGGUCCCCGUGGCCACUCCAUCUCCGUAUCAGUGGCACCUUGUUCAGACAAUCAGAGACCAUACGUGUCACCUGACGAAACGCCCGAUGUCUUCACCCUGGACCCAAGCACCCCUCCGGCCACCCAAACGUCAAAGACGCGCACCGCCAGGGCCUCCCACACGUCACCGCUAGCUUCCCGGAAGCUGCUGCAGCUCUUCCCCAUUAUCUCGAAAAGCAAGAGUCAGGAGUCGCAGCUGGCCAAUCGCAUCGAGGAACCUGCCUCACUCAAGAGCUGUAAGAGGAACAAAGUGCUGGCUGCCCUUCACAUCAACGGCUCUGGGAACAGUCAUGAGGAUUCUGUGCUGCGCUCGCCGCUGCUGUCUGCCCGGACACCCGGCCCUGUCCCCGCCUCAGCCCCAUACAUGAUGCCAGCCGUCCCCAGCCUGCUGGACAAUGUGACCAUGCACAGAAGUUCCCCUCAGACAGUGAGGAGAGACAUUGGCCUGGCUGUAACACACAGGUUUUCAACCAAGUCUUGGCUCUCCCAGAUGUGCCAAGUGUGUCACAAGAAUAUGAUGUUUGGUGUCAAGUGCAAGCACUGCAAGUUAAAGUGCCACAACAAAUGCACCAAAGAUGCUCCCUCAUGCCGGAUCUCAUUUCUCACAUUGCCAAGGAUGCGCAGGGCAGAAUCAGUGCCAUCAGACAUCAAUAAUCGGAUCGAUCUCAUAGCGGAGAUCCCGCUGCAGUGGGGCACUUUACCAAAGGCAUUAACCAAAAGGGAGCCAGCCCCCAAUCUAAACCAGGUGGAUUCGAGCAGUAACCCAUCGUCAGCCACCUCCUCCACACCCUCCUCCCCAGCACAUUUCCAGCAGAGUAACCCCCCGAGUGUCAGCACCACCCCUCCAGCCAACGCCUCACCGCGGGGCUCCUGCGACAACCGCUUCAACUUCCCAGAUGUUCCUGCUUCCACACAUACAGCUGUUCUCCAUUCUGGCAGCUGCCAUGAGUCAGGAGUGUCUCAGGGGGGCGUCACUGAGACACAGCGACCUGCCACAGAACAAGAAAGGGAGGAGGAGGAGGAGGAGGCUGAGGAUGACGAAGAAGCUGACCGGUGCAGCAGUAAUAACAACUACCCCAAUGAGGAGGAUGAUGAGGACGGACUCGAGGAACUGCCGUCUGCCAUAUGUCGUCAGACCGCCGGCCGCCGGAGGGGCCCAAUCUCUCGUAAAGUGAGCCAGAACAGCAUCUACCUGCAGGAGUGGGACAUCCCAUAUGAGCAGCUGCAGCUUGGAGAGCUCAUCGGGAAGGGUCGCUGGGGGAAGGUGCACAAGGGUCGCUGGCACGGCGAGGUGGCCAUUCGCCUCCUGGAGGUUGACGGAAACAACCAGGAUCACCUGAAGCUCUUCAAGAAGGAGGUGAUGAACUACAGGCAGACCCGGCACGAGAAUGUGGUCCUGUUCAUGGGCGCCUGCAUGGCCCCGCCCCACCUCGCCAUCAUCACCAGUUUCUGUAAAGGUGUCACUCUUUACUCUGUUGUGAGGGAAAGAGGUCACAUGCUGGACAUCAAUAAAACCAGACAGAUUGCACAGGAGAUCGUGAAGGGAAUGGGUUAUCUUCAUGCUAAAGGCAUCAUCCACAAGGACCUGAAGUCUAAGAACGUCUUCUACGACACCAACAAGGUUGUCAUCACCGACUUCGGCCUGUUCGGGAUGUCUGGCGUGGUACAGGAAGGCAGAAGGAAGAACGUGUUGAGGAUACCCCGGGGCUGGAUCUGCUACCUGGCUCCAGAGAUUGUUCGGCAGAUGAGCCCAGAGGUGGAGGAGGACCAGCUGCCUUUCUCCAAAGCUGCAGAUGUUUAUGCAUUUGGCACAAUCUGGUACGAGCUGCAGGCCGGAGACUGGCCAAUCACCAACCAACCUGUGGAGGCUAAAAUCUGGCUGGUGGGCAGCAAUAAGGGCAUGAAGAAGGUGCUGGCAGAAGCCAACCUGGGCAAGGAGGUCACGGAGAUCCUGUCCGCCUGCUGGUCCCCUGAGGCAGACAACCGGCCCACCUUCACCACGCUGACAGACAUGCUGGAGAAACUUCCCAAACUGAACCGCAGACUGUCUCACCCCGGACACUUCUGGAAGACAAAUGAGUCGUGGGAUCGUCAUCACUGUCUGAGAGAUCACUGCCAUCAGGGCGUGCAUGCACACUGUCCAUACAUGUACAAAUACAGCAGCUGAGAGGCAGUGGGGCUCUUUAAAACUGACACUGGAUUUGAGCAAAUACUGACCAGAUUUUUAGGAUUUUUUGAUUCAUGUUAUAUUUAUUCUGCCCACAUUGUCUUGGCUUAUUUUGGAUACACUAAGUUGUCAAGUGUAACACACAUUAGCCACAGAGCCUACCCGCAUUUGACGAGGCUCAAUCGACACACACAAAAGUCACCAUGAAGCCAGAACAAUCAGUUGAGAUAUAGGAGCAAGAAUGUGCUGAUCCAGGGACUGUUGUCAAACAGCUGAUUUCCUGUUACAGCCAAGCUAAACAGCAGCUGCUCAGUAAGCAGCUCAAAAUACAGAUGGAUGUCAGCUGAAGUUGACAUUGGACAAAAAAAGUUUACUUUACUUGUCUUAGUCAGGUACAGACCACGAGCAUCAGUUACCACAUGCAAAUGAGCUGCUGUAUUUAUACAAAACACAUACUGAAAAGAUACUGGCUGCACAACUCUAGUCUCUUACUGUGGCUGACUGCAUAUUGCCACCAUGACAAAAACGUUUGGCUCAAUUCCAUGUUUAACGAGUUCCUUUCACAUUGAGAAAAUAUAUUUUUCAUGUUGUUAUUACAUAUUUUCUUGUUAUUUUCAGAUACUCAUUCAUUAAAACUCUAGAAAAAUGACACGUUAUGCCGAAGUGACUUCCCUCUCAAACUGUUUUUUCAAUACAAGAACGUUUUGUGGUGUAAGAAGAUAAAGUGAUGAUGUUUCAAUUUCCACAAAACUUCCUCGCGAAAAAAACAAAACAACUUGGUAUCUGAGUCAAAAUCAGAAAAAUACGACAAGAUAUUUAUUGAACAAAAAGGUUUUCUGCACAAAGGCUCUUGCUGCUUCACCUAGUAAUACAGAGACUGGAGUUAGUAGUAUACAGUCUAGGUAUACGCUUAAGAGAGCACAUAAUGGAGACGUUCAAACUGAUGUGAUCUCGAGAGGAUGUGGUUUCUGCAUCUUUAUGUCCUGAACACCUUCUAUGGCUGAGCAGACAACAGCUUCUCAGAUGUUAAGACAUUGGCUCACUAAAAGAGUCAGUGGGUCGGAUUGACACCGCCCACAAGGAGAUUUAUUUAGAGCUGCAGAUGAAACUGUCGUAUUUCUUCAGUCCUCAUUUGAAGCAGGACAGCAGCAAAAUGCUAAAAAUAAUGGUUUUGUUCAUUACAAAAGAGACGUGUGAUGUUGCCACAGGUGUGUGUGUGAGUGUGUGCGUGUGUGUGUAUGUGUCUUUCUUGUGUGUUUCUGUAUCACUCAAGUGAACAAAGUGUUUGGUUACACAGUACACUCACUGACUGUGUCUGAAUGUUUUUGGGCUUCACAAAUGCAGUGGAAGCCAGUCAAACCAAGCAUUAACCGAAUGCAUAUAUGUAUAUAAAGAGCUAGAGGUUGUAUUUAAUAUACAGUGCUGAUGUUUGAUUCGUUAUUGGUACUUCUUUCAUAUUUAUAUGAUUUUAGACACUGUAAACUGUUGACAGUUGAUUGGUGUUUGUUUUUUCUCGGGGUGGGGUGGGAGAAUUUUUGUACAGGAUGUGUUGAAGUUUCUGUUCUGAACUGCUGUAAACAUUAAAACUGAUCUCCGAAGAA
Molecule: messenger RNA, 4137 nt
Organism: Platichthys flesus (European flounder)
Lineage: Eukaryota; Metazoa; Chordata; Actinopteri; Pleuronectiformes; Pleuronectidae
Product: kinase suppressor of Ras 1-like
Exons: 19
Coding region: 167-2536 (789 amino acids)
Biological process (GO): protein phosphorylation
Molecular function (GO): protein kinase activity; ATP binding
Source: RefSeq, a predicted model, not a curated record